UUCGGCUUUUCCUUAGUUAGUCCUGUUCGGUCAAACCCAAUGUCUAAAUCGGCUUCGCCAUUGGUCCAUACCACGCUGGUUCGAGAGUUAUCCUGCGGCGGGUAUCCUCCAGGACCAAAGGAGUAGGGAGGACGUACACACAACGGAGAGAACGACGUCGUGAACCGUCAGUUUACUUUCGGUGCUAAGCCUGAAUAGUCGUAAACGUUCGGCGCUAUUACAUAAAAAAGUUCCGAUAAUGGAGAGAUAGAUUUUUAGCGAUUUAUUUAUUUAAUAUAUUUUUCUCUCAAUUUCGCAGUUGUGGUGAGUGCAGUGAAAUAACUCGAUUGCAUUUCAUUUAGAUCAUGAAGGUUUUAAAGUUUUUGGUGUGUUUCGCAGCCCUUUGGGCUAGUACCUUAGCCAGGAACAGGUCGCCUCUUUUAGACGAAGAUAAGGGCCUGACGAGGAACAAGGCCGCUGAAUGUAUCUUUGGAAAGGAAAUUCGCGAACUCGGUUCACAAUGGAUACCGGAUUUGGGUGUUCCAAUCGGCGUCCUAUAUUGCAUGAAGUGCGAAUGCGUUCCGUUCCACAGGAAAAGAAGGAUAGUGGCCAGGGUUCAGUGUCGUAAUAUUAAAAAUGAAUGUCCUGAACCGACUUGCGAUGAUCCAGUUUUACUGCCAGAGAGAUGCUGUAAAACUUGUCCAGGCGACAAUAAAAAUGAACCCGACGUUAUACAAGAUAUCGUCCCACAAAAUGUCAUCGAAGAGGAGGAAAGAAGAAUAAAUCAUUUCGGCGCGCUGCUGACCGGCAGAUCCUCCUUGGACCUCAGAAACGAUUCGGAUUCGAAGGACUUGAACAAGAACAACGUGGUGGCUACUGGAAGAUUUACUUUCCACAAAAGGAACCUUCAUUAUUCGUUUUACAUAUCGGAAAAAGCCGCCAGGCCAAGAUCGCUUCACUUCUUGGACAACCAAGGGAAUAUUCUGGAAGAAUUCACCCUAUCACACGCCGGAGGUUUAGUCAACAGUCUUUACCAAAACGCAACCAGGAAAGUGUGCGGUAUAUGGAGAAGAUUACCAAGAGAUUAUAGAAAACUAUUGAGAAACGAAAAAAUGUACGUGGUGUUGAUAUGGGGCACGAAGGAAUCGGAGUUUACCCUCAGCGGAAGAUUAAGCAAGUACGUUUCGCUGGCAUCUGAGCAAUUCAGUUCCUUGUUGGAACCAGCUCCAGGUACCGAUUCCGCGAAAAUGGCCGGUUCCGGCGGUAUGGCUAUAGUAUCUACAUUAUCAUCUCCAUCACCGUCCAUACACGUAGCUGUAAUAUUUAACGGAUUGUUUACCAGCCACGAGAAUUUCGACGUGCCGAUUAACAUCAUCUUAGGACUGGACGAAAAGAAGCAAAUCCUCCUCGAAGAGAAUAUCAAAGUGCGCAAACCCGCAUCGGAUUUGAACUACAUUGAAUUGAGCUCUCCGAUCUCUUUGGCGGAUUUGCGCUCGUUGUCCAGAGGAAGGGUGGUUUUAACAGUGUCUUCACUAUCAGAACCGAACAACUUGCGUUUGAGCGGGAACGUUAUCACCAAAAUUACCUGCGAAAUAUUCCAAACGACGCUGAUAGGAGACAAGGAUUUAGCCGGUGUCACAACAGGACUCGCUUGGAUGUACUUGAACAACCAAGGAGCCUUGAUUUACAACAUCCAAAUCGAUAACGCGCUAAACGAACCGCACAUUAAAUCAAUCACUGUGACUUUAUCGGACAUUGCCGGCAAGAAGAAAGCCGAAGUAUUGACGCCACGCUUCGAUUCGGGUUGGGCAAACGGCACCGAGGAUCGAAUGGUCCACAAAGUCCUGGAGCCUCUGUACAACAACAGGCUCGACAUGCGAGUCGGAGUGGGCAACGGCACCCUCCACGGCCACUUGAACGCCAAGCUCGUCGCCGAUGCUCGAGACGCGCCCGCCCCGCUGCUGCUCAAACGCGAAAACUACACUCUAUCCACGUCGGUGCUCGGAUUGGCCUGGGUAUCGGUCGACAACGAUUGCCACAUCCACUACGACGUCUCGCUGUCCGGACUGGGACACGAGAGGAAAAUGGAAGUCUAUUUGGAGAUGUAUCCGAUCAUAGCGCCCGGCGCGCCGGUGCUUCUGAAGCACCUGGAAGACUUCGAAGGCAACUCGGUGGAGGGGAGCCCGCUGGAAGCGCUAACCAAAGAGGAGCUGGACAUGCUGGACAGCGGCGUGACGUUCAUGAAGAUAAAGGACUUCAAUUCGAAAAUCGUGCUGUUAUCGGCGACAAUUACGAAGUUGACGUUACCGAUAACCUGUCGACCACUUUACAAUAACAACGUUCCGCUGAUUUACGACGUUCCCGGCGGUCGUCCCACCGAAGAUUGCUUCUUCGAAGGCAAAUUCUACAAGAAAGACAGCACUUGGGUGUCCAAAAACCCUUGCCAAAUGUGUUUCUGCCAAGACGGACAAACCACCUGCGACAGAAUGACCUGCCCGGAUCUGAAAUGCCCCAGGAACAACGUGACCAUACCUGGCGAGUGCUGUCCAGUCUGCAGCGAUCCGGAAAUAGUGAAGAGCAACAAAAAAUGCUUGUUCAACGGCAUGAUAUACUCGUCGGGCAGCAAAUUCCACCCGUUCCUCAUACCGCUGGGCUUCGACGACUGCACGGUGUGCACCUGCGAUCCGGUGGACUUGGAGAUCAAGUGCCGCAGAAUCGAAACGAACUCGGCCAAAUGCGGCAAAGGCUCCGCCACGGAGACGCCGGAGACCCUCCGGGACGACGACGAUAUACCGAUGGGCGGCUGGCCCAUGAUCCGCAAGGAAGACGUCUCCAACUCCGCCAUGAUACUGAAAGAGGGCGGCUGCAAGAACAACAACAACCCCGAUAAACCCUACAAGAACGGCACUUCUUACCACCCGCACAUCGCGUCGCUUGGCGAAUACAAAUGCGUUACCUGCAAAUGUCAAAAUGGUACACAGAAAUGCUCGCGCGAACGGUGCGAGUGGAAGAACUGCAAGAUGAUCUUCGACUUUCGAAAAGGGCGAUCGAAAGCGAACAAGCGGAGCCAGUUUCUGUACUCGGACUACUGCUGUUCGUUGAAAGAGUGCCGGAAGAUCCGGCACAAAAAGAAGAUAGAGGAGCGAUCGUCGCACAAGCAGUGAAGGAGGACUCGACGAGGUACUUUUUUUUGUUUGAGACGGACUGAAAGUCCCAAGUUACCCGUAACCAAAGAAGACUGAUGAUCAAGUAAAAAAAAGAAAGAAGAGCCGAAGUGUCAUAUUUAUUUUGUACGUCGUAGGUUAAAAAUACUGAACGCUACACGUCCAAAACUUGCCGCAUUGCGAACAAAAUAAUUUUCAUCAGUAAAUUUUAGGACAUAUCAUUAUCCGAAUGUGCGACAGGUUUUGGACAAUUUUACUUUAUGUAUAUUGUAUAUAAUUUAAGACCUUUAAAGCAAAGUCAAACGAGAAGAGAGAGGUUUUUGAGAGAUGAGAUAUUAUUUAUUUAUAUUUUUGUAAGUUUUUUUUUGCAAUAAGGUUGGUUCUUUGACUGCGCUUAUAAAAAUAUUUAACUAUUUAUUUGACAAGAAUUUUCAACAUAAUCGUAAAUUAUUCCAUAGUAAAUUUAUGUACGGCGGUUGUAUUGAAAACCCAGCAUUUCUAUCAUUACGGCAAUAGCCCAAGUUGCAAGAAAUAGGUUUUCAAGCUGCCCUGCAUAAGCACGUUUCUAAGAGAAAUUUAAUUCUCAAUACUCAUUAGAGAAGAAGGCUGAUAGAAUGUUGUUUUAGGUGAAAAACCGGAAGAUUUUUUUUCGGUUGUAUAAUAUUUAUACCUUUUCUUAUUAGAAAAACAUUCGCCUGGAAUAUUUGUUUCAAAAUUCCAACAGAGCGAAUUUCUUUCGGUUUUUCGCCGGUAUUGUGAAUGAUGUAUAUCUAACGUGGUAAGAAGUGAAAACUACGAUCAAAAUUUUAUCCGAAACAAUUUCCAUUUCCCUUACAAUUAUGUGAGAUAUAAUGCAGAAAACAGAGGAAGAAAUUACCUUACAAAAGAUCAUCUAGAGGUUGAAAACUUGUACAAUGAUACACAACAUAUCAAUAAAAUAAACUCGAUAUUUUGUAAGGCAAAAAAUAUUUACUCUCCAAAUGCAUUAACCUUGCAAUCCCAUUUUGUUGCUGUAAAAUAAAUGAUGUGAACAACUCUCGUAUUAAAACGAGAAAAUUAAGAGAGAUUUUUUUUCACAUAGUGCAAAAAAGAAGCUACUAAAACUGAAAUCUCGAAAUCUCUCCAUCUCUGAGCCCUUUGAUAAAUGAAAAUUGUUGCAAGAAUUUUGAUCGAUGUAUUGUUUUUAACAUUAUACUCGUAGUAGGACAUAUCAUAUUUAGUGCCAUUGUUAAUACAAAUAUUAGGUACUUAAUCUGUUUAAAAACGUUAAUGUUAUGGUAAUUAAUAUCACCUUGGGUCUAUAACUCAUAUAGAGGAGCAUUUAUGUAGAUUUGCCCUUUGAGCUCGUCCAAUACGAACAAUGUUAAAGGAGGAAAUUUGUGUCGUUAUUGAAAUUGGAGUAUUUUUAAAUCUAACGUUAUUAUAUUGGGCGAGUUUUACUGUUGGCAAAAAAUGUACAUUGUUGUCGUUUGGAAUCUCCAUUUUUGCAAUACUACAGUAUUUCGCUGAAUUAAUAACUAUAGUGUAAAACAUUAGUAUUUCAUUAGUGAUUGUGAUUUUUUUCAUGAAAUUUUGUAAAUAGUAAUUUUUUCGUUUCGUCAGAAAAAUACCCUUAUACGCUUUUUAAAUUGUGUCUACUGAACCAAGCCUCAACCAGUGAGGGUGGCGUAGUCACUCCCUUGUAAAUUUUUCUAGUGUAAGAUGUAAACCUGCAGGACGAACAAAUAUCGUAAUGAGAUAAAAAGUAUUGUUAAAUUUUCUGUAUUAUACCAAACAUUUCGGAAAACAUUGUAGGGGUAUUUUAAACAAAAUUAAUCACUGUACAAGAUAAAUUACAAUAUUUGUACAUCCUGUACUAUAUUAUAUAGGAAAACAUAUAUAAACUAACUUUUUAAGUUUUAAUAUGUAAAAUAUUGAUACAUGGGCCUCAUGUUGCAUUUGGUACGAUUUUUAUGUAAAUAUUUUUGGCAAAUGCAGUAACAGAGUUAAAGCUGUACGGGGAGCGUACGAUAAUUUCAUUAGGGCGAUUUUGCUUUUGUUCAGACUAAUCGUCUAUUUAAAAAUUCGCCCCAUUGCUUAAUUAUCGCAGGCUCCCUAAAUUUUCUUAAUGUACCUGCUAGCGGAAGAAAUAUAUGCUUAAUUAAUACACCAUUUUUUUAUAUACAAACCAAUUCCUAGUAAAUUCGAUGUCCUUAAGAAAACAAGAAAAAAUAGGAUAAUA
Phyllotreta striolata is the source of this 5364-nucleotide messenger RNA. NCBI's taxonomy places the organism in Eukaryota, Metazoa, Arthropoda, Insecta, Coleoptera, Chrysomelidae. The record is from the annotation of a GenBank genome assembly.